Lepus europaeus (European hare) is the source of this 912-nucleotide messenger RNA. RefSeq names its product taste receptor type 2 member 7-like. Gene Ontology annotation, cellular component: membrane. The record is from RefSeq and is a predicted model, not a curated record. Gene Ontology annotation, biological process: sensory perception of taste; detection of chemical stimulus involved in sensory perception of bitter taste; G protein-coupled receptor signaling pathway. Lineage: Eukaryota; Metazoa; Chordata; Mammalia; Lagomorpha; Leporidae. Bases 1 to 912 code for a protein of 303 amino acids. The transcript has a single exon. Gene Ontology annotation, molecular function: G protein-coupled receptor activity; bitter taste receptor activity.
AUGGCCUCCCCUUUGUCAGUUGUUCUUCAUGUUAUCAUCAUGUCAACAGAAUUCUUCACAGGGAUUACAGUAAAUGGCUUCCUUGUAAUCGUGAACUGUAAUGAGCUGUUCAAAUGCAGAAAGCUAAUACCAAUGCAAAUUCUCUUAACAUGUAUAGGGAUGGCUCGAUUUGGUCUGCAGGUAGUGUUGAUGAUACAGAGUUUUUUGUCUACGUUUUUUCCAGUGUUUUAUCAGGAAAAAGUGCUUGGUAGAGUGAUGGUAGCCUUUUGGAUGUUUUUUAGCUCUCUCAGUCUCUGGUUUGCCACUUGCCUUUCUGUAUUUUACUUCCUCAAGAUUUCAGGCUUCACUCAGUCCUAUUUUCUUUGGCUGAAAUUCAGGAUUUCAAAGUUAAUACUCUGGCUGCUCCUGGGCAGCCUGCUGGUGUCGCUGAGCGUCGCAGCGCUAAGUGCCCACGUUGUUUACUCUAAAAGCACAAAGGAAGACGGCCUCAGAAACAUGACAGUGAAUAAGACUAAACUCAAGAUGAAGAGUGUCAAUGGAGUACUUCUUGUCAACCUGGCAUUGCUAUUCCCCCUGGCCAUAUUUGCAAUGUGCAUUUAUAUGCUGUGCGUCUCUCUUUACAAGCAUGUGUAUCGGAUGCAGAACAUGUCUCAUGGUUUUAGAAGUGCCAGCACAGAAGCCCAUAUAAAUGCACUAAGAAUGGUGAUAACAUUCUUUUGCUUCUUUAUUUUCUAUUUUGUUGCUUUCAUGGUAAAUAUAUCACUUAUCAUCCCAUACAGAAGUCAGUGGUUCUUUGCAGUAAAGGACAUAAUGGCCGCGUAUCCCUCUGGUCAUUCAGUCAUCAUAAUCUUGAGUAAUUCUAAGUUCCAACAAUCAUUCAGGCAAAUUCUCUGCCUCAAGAAAAAUUGUUGA